Molecule: messenger RNA, 693 nt
Organism: Fonsecaea multimorphosa CBS 102226
Lineage: Eukaryota; Fungi; Ascomycota; Eurotiomycetes; Chaetothyriales; Herpotrichiellaceae
Exons: 4
Coding region: 1-693 (230 amino acids)
Molecular function (GO): glutamine synthetase activity
Source: RefSeq, a predicted model, not a curated record
AUGAAUUUCCAGACUCCCGGAGAGGAAGGUUAUGCUUCAGACAGUCACACAGCCCAUCGACCGAACGUGGCUGCUUUCCUGGAAGACAAUGCCCCGAAGCGUUUGCGCCCUAUAACCGUCGACAACUUUGGAUAUAGCCUGUCGAGACCCAACGCCACGAGACGGUACUUUUACGACAUCUUCGACAAAAGUGCACAGUUCAACUGUAACAUCGAGGGCUGGCACACCGAAACCGGCCCUGGUGUUUAUGAAGCGGCUUUGAAGGUCUCCGAAGUUGGCGAGAUCGCCGACAGGGUGUCCCUCUUCAAGUAUCUGGUGAAAUCUAUUGGCGUCGACCACAAUGUGACGCCGUGUUUCAUGGCAAAACCUCUACAAGGAUUCGCUGGCAAUUCUGGCCACGUCCAUGUUUCCCUAUGUGGUGCAGAUGGAAGAAAUCUCUUCCUCGCGAGCCUGUUGGAAGCGUUACCAGAUCUCAUGCCAGUCUUUGCGCCCACAGUCAACUCGUACAAGCGGCUCGUCGAAAACUACUGGGCGCCUGUGGAUUUAAGCUGGGGUCUCGAGGACCGUCUGUCGUCCAUCAGGCUCAUUGCCCCGCCUGUUUGCAAACCCAGCGCCACCAGAUUCGAAGUUCGCGUUCCUGGAGCCGACACGCAUCCCCAUUUCACGUUACACGCCAUUCUGGGAGCCGGCUAG